CUUCGAUGGUUCAUUAUCUCAAAUGUUAUGUGUCAACGCGGCGUCUACGUCUGUAACUACUAAUGAUCCUAGGGUUACUAUUGGUUGUUUUUAUUACGUGAUGUGGGCGUGGUUACCAAUACGUCUUUGCGUCAGACGAAUUCCGAAGUUGUCGUAUUAUGAUUGCCGGGGCACGAUUUUCAAUAUCCAGUGAUUCCCGUCAAAGUCAUGAUUAACGAAAUGAGCUACGGUUUUCCUGCUGGAGAUGAGAGUGAUGGAAGCGACGCCGACUGGGACAUUGGAUUCUCCAAACCGUGCGCUGAGCAGGAACCUGAAGUCCAUUUGAACGUUGAUGACAAAGUGUCCACUUUGAAAAGAGCCAUUACUGCAGGAAAUGUCGAGCUUGUGCAAGAGCUCCUGGACGGUGGUAUGGACGUUGAGACGCGGCUUGGCUUUGGCUGGACUCCUCUCAUGUGCGCUGUCCAUGUGGCCCACAACGAGCUCGCGCAACUCCUGCUGGAUCGUGGCGCAAGUGCAAACUUCAGUAGAGACAACUUUACAGUUCUGAUGGCUGCUUGCACUGCAACAUCUGUCUCAGAAGAGAAGAUCGCCAAGUGUGUGGCCCUACUGCUCAGUCGCAAUGCUGACCCAAAUGUGUGCAACAGGAGCAGUUUGACGUGCUUGAUGCUGGCAGCCAGAGACGGCUAUUGUCAGGUGAUUAAUUUGCUGGCGUCACAUGGAGCAGAGGUUAACUUUCAGAAUGACAAUGGACAUACGGCCCUUAUAAUAGCAGUGCAGUACGGACAUGAAGUGGCCGUGUUGAAACUGCUCCAACUAGGAGCUGAUAGGUAUAUCAAAACCAAAACAGGGAAGACGGCAGCUGACAUGGCCAAAAUAUUCAAGAAGACUGAGAUGUCCAGGAUUCUUAGCUCCACAGAACCUUAUGCUGUAAAUAACCAUGCAUCGUCCAAAGCUGAGGUGCUGUGUAAAUAUCUCAAUCAAAAUCUCAACCUUCCAUGUGCCUACAAAGAGAGUUCCUCUAAGCUCAGUGAUAUCCAACUUUUGCUGCAUGGUCUGAAUCUGGACCAUCUUUCUGACGUUAUUAUGGAACAGGACAUCAAUUGGAACGACCUGUUUGUUAUGGAAAAGCAGGAUUUGGAAAAGAUUGGAGUAACAGACCCUGAGGAUCAAAAGAAGAUUCUCGGUGCCAUUGAACAGAUGAAUCUUGACAAAGUAGAUCUGGACAUGCUGACACCACUUAAUAAUAUAGACAGCGGGAGUGAAGAGUUUCUGAACUUUCUGAUCAGCCUGAAGCAACAAUGUUGUUAUUUGACAGAAACAGUACAGGAUGUCAUCAGCAGGUUCCCCCGUAGUGCCUCUGAGGUGGUUCUUACAUGUGAUCCCGAGAAAGAGGCUCAAGUCAUUUGCGCCGACAUAAUAACUCAGACGGGAGACCUCCAGAAAGAGAUGGCCUGUCUUAAGACCCUGCUCACCAAGUUUUGUCUAGUGAAAAUACUCAAAGUGCUGAGACCAACAAGGGCAGCCAUUACAUCCCACUCGGAGGUCUCAAUAGACUCUUGUAGGGGACGACAUGAGGCACAGACACUGAUGAAGACUGAUCACACAGAAUGCAUCUUGCAGCCUCUUCCUCCUAACUCCAAUGUUGGUAAAAGAGGAACGGGCCGAGGGGGGUUUGCUGUGGUGCUUGGACUUGGAAUGCUCGGAGCAGGCAGUCGUGAGGCCGCCUUUGUCUAUGCCAUCUCAUCGGCGGGAAUGGUCCACACCUUGACCAGGGCGUGCAGUCAGGGUGAACUAGACUCCUGCUCGUGCGACCCUGGAAAGAAGGGCACAUCUCGUGAUGCCAAGGGGUCUUUCGACUGGGGUGGGUGCAGUGAUCAUGUCGACCAUGCGAUCAAGUUCUCUCAGCUCUUUAUCGACGCCAAAGAGAGGAAGGAGAGAGAUGCACGGGCUCUUAUGAACUUGCACAACAACCGUGCAGGGAGGAAGGCAGUGAAGCGCUUUAUGAACCUUGAAUGUAAGUGUCACGGUGUCAGCGGCUCGUGCAGCGUUCGUACCUGCUGGUUAGCCAUGGCUGACUUCAGACAGACUGGUGACUAUCUCCGCAAGAAGUACAACAAUGGCAUUCAGGUGGUGAUGAACCAGUAUGGAACAGGCUUCACAAGCACCUACAGAAUGUUUAAGAAGACUACCAAAAAUGACCUUGUCUACUUCGAAGACUCGCCCGACUACUGUUUAGGCGACCAUGAAUCUGGUUCUGUGGGCACAGGUGGCCGAGCUUGCAACCGUACGUCCCGAGGGGCUGACAGCUGUGAGGUCAUGUGUUGUGGGCGGGGAUAUGACACAUCACGCAUGAGCCGCACCGUCAAGUGUGAGUGCAAGUUUCUCUGGUGUUGUGAUGUGCACUGCAGAGACUGCCAUGAGGAGGUGGACGUGCACACCUGCAAAGCCCAGUCCAUCACAUGACCCCACCUCUCCCGCAUCUCAGUUAUCUUGUAGUUUUCAAAGCCAAACCUUAGAGCAAGGUCUGCAGUGCUUUUCUAUAAAAAAAUUAGGUACAAGCAGACCAGUCUUGGCAGCAUGACAUACACAAAUGAGCAGCGAUUUCAGAAUUGUUUUAGUCAGUUUUAUAGCACAACUGAUUUUGAAGUCUUAAUUAGAUGUAUCCAGCAUCUUAUGUUUAUGAUUCUAACUGUCUUAUUUUUCG
Molecule: messenger RNA, 2704 nt
Organism: Triplophysa dalaica
Lineage: Eukaryota; Metazoa; Chordata; Actinopteri; Cypriniformes; Nemacheilidae
Gene: asz1
Product: ankyrin repeat, SAM and basic leucine zipper domain containing 1
Exons: 17
Coding region: 208-2463 (751 amino acids)
Biological process (GO): canonical Wnt signaling pathway; multicellular organism development; neuron differentiation
Cellular component (GO): extracellular region
Molecular function (GO): cytokine activity; frizzled binding
Source: RefSeq, a predicted model, not a curated record